AUGCAGCUCCCUAUCCCCCUGGUCAGCUUCUUGGGCCUGGUUACAAGUGCUCUAGAAAGCUGGACAGACGGCUUCUCCGAUCUGUGGAAAGACACUUUGGGUAAUGAUGAGACGUUCGACUAUGUCGUUGUCGGUGGUGGUACUGCUGGGGUGACUCUCGCGGUCCGUCUGGCUGAGCAGAAACUCCGGGUGGCUCUCGUCGAGGCUGGGGAAACAUACGAACUCAGGUCCCCAGUAGCAGCCAUUCCUGGCGCCGCCAGUAUAGGUGUUGGCUCUGACAUUCAAUCCACCACGGCAAUUGACUGGAAGUUUGUGGCUAGAAAUGUCACGGGUGCUAAUCACCGUGAUAUUCAUUAUCCCAGAGGCAAAUGCCUUGGAGGAUCGUCAGCUCUGAACUUUAUGGCCUACCAAAGGGAGUCGAUGCAGCUUUGGGCUGAUCUUGUUCAGGAUCGGAGUUACACUUUUGACAACACUCUGCCCUAUUAUCAGAAGACCGUUCAGUUCACGCCCCCAGACACGCUGCGACGCGCCGCGAAUGCUACAGCGCAAUACAAUCCUGAUUCUUUCGCUCAUGAAGGACAACGCCCACUUCACGUAUCUUACCCUGUUUACGCUAUGCCCUUUUCGAGCUGGAUGAGACUUGGAGUGGAAGAGGUGGGUAUAAACGAAACGCUGGACUUCAACAGCGGGUCAUUGUUCGGUGCUCAGUAUUGCAGCUUUACCAUUCGACCGUCUGAUGAGACAAGGAGCAGCUCGCAAGCUGCCUUUCUGAGCCCGCUACCUUCAUCAACUUACCUGAAAAUAUAUCAGGGUACGAUGGCAAAGAGAAUACUAUUCAACCCACAAAAGCAAGCGUCUGGGGUGCAAGUGAGCGAUUUACUGCGAACUUUCACCCUCAACGCGGAGCGAGAGGUGAUCAUAUCGGCAGGUGUAUUUCACACCCCGCAGCUCUUGAUGGUUUCUGGAGUCGGGCCGGCCGAUACUCUUUCAGAACACGGCAUUGAUGUUGUUCAGGAUGCGCCUGGUGUAGGUCAGAAUAUGUGGGACCAUGUCUUUUUCGGACCAACGUACCAGGUAGCACUUGAGACAUACACGAAAGUACCAACAGAUGUAGGGUAUCUCGCAUCGCAAAUGGCUCAAUAUAUAUUCUCUCAUGGGGGAGUACUCACCAAUCCAGUCAUCGACUACCUUGCAUUUGAGAAGAUCCCAAAUUCCUUUCGUUCGAACUUCUCAGUCCAGACGAUCGAGGACCUUUCGUGGUUCCCAGAUGACUGGCCGGAGAUUGAGUACAUUUCAUCAGCUUCAUACGUGGGAAAUUUCUCGAACCCACUUGUCUCGCAACCUUCGGGUGGUAAGCAAUAUGCAACAAUCCUGGGCACCCUUGUUGCGCCGACGUCUCGCGGAAAUGUGACUAUCGCCUCCAACGAUACCUCAGAUCUGCCUAUAAUCAACCCCAAUUGGCUUUCAACGGAGGCGGAUCAGCAAGUAGCGAUUGCGGCGUAUAAGCGUAUCCGUGAUAUGUUUCACAGUGAGGCCAUGGCGCCGAUUGUUGUGGGAGAUGAGUACUUCCCCGGGAGUCAGUAUCAAACAGACGCAGAAAUCCUCGAGGUUAUUCGCAAUACAGUGAUGACUAUAUAUCACGCUGCAUGUACUUGCAAGAUGGGAACACGAGACGAUCCUAUGGCCGUCCUCGAUAGCCGGGCCAGAGUCUUUGGUGUCGAUAGGUUAAGGGUUGUCGAUGCCAGUGCAUUUCCCAUCCUGGUGCCUGGACAUCCCCAGUCUACUGUCUGUAAGUAG
Molecule: messenger RNA, 1797 nt
Organism: Aspergillus viridinutans
Lineage: Eukaryota; Fungi; Ascomycota; Eurotiomycetes; Eurotiales; Aspergillaceae
Product: GMC family oxidoreductase
Exons: 4
Coding region: 1-1797 (598 amino acids)
Biological process (GO): secondary metabolite biosynthetic process
Molecular function (GO): oxidoreductase activity, acting on CH-OH group of donors; flavin adenine dinucleotide binding
Source: RefSeq, a predicted model, not a curated record